This is a messenger RNA of Python bivittatus (Burmese python), 5473 nucleotides long. The record is from RefSeq and is a predicted model, not a curated record. Lineage: Eukaryota; Metazoa; Chordata; Lepidosauria; Squamata; Pythonidae.
UAUUGGGAGAGUUGCUUGAACAUUGACUGUUGCCCCUCCCCAUUUUUUUUUACUGUACUUGGACAAGAAGAGUUGUGAGGCCCAAGACUGGUCAUCAAGGGAGGUUCAUGCGGUUGCAUAAGAACAGCCUCACCCCAAAUUCUUAGAUUAGCCAGUUUGUCGAGAAUAAAAUGUUUAUUGCUUGUGGAAUCUUCUGCCCGUGCAGAAUGAAUCAGGCCAGGGGCUGAAUGCUCUGCAGCGGUUUUUAAAAGCUAUAGCUGUGGGAAUGUUGACCUCCUGCUGUUCCUAUGGACAUUAAGGUGAGGUGCCCAGGCCCUGUGACAGCCACAGUGGGAAGAUCCAUGGAGGCACAGAGUUCGGCAGCUGGAUGGGAUGAGGUGGUCCUGCAGUGGCCCAGCUGGGCCCAGCAGAUUGCUGACCACCCAAGAUGCCUUGUCUGUGAGCCCCGGAAUGCCCACCCGGGAGACCUUCUGCUGGCACAAAACGGAAAAGGUAGUUUUUGUGCGGAAAUACCUUAGCUUGGAUUCCGGUGCCUCGGCAACAGGCUGUCGAUGAGACGGAGGCUCCAUUGCUGUUGCCAUGGCGAGCAAGACUUGGGAGGAGCCCCUGGUGUGGCCCCGUAGAGCCCGCAGCUGGAAAGUUGCUGCUUCUGAAAGUGGAGUCCUUUCCCAAUGGGCAAGGUGGGGGUCAGCGCCUCUCGGAGAGAGCCAAGGGUGGGGCUGGAGGGGGCCAGAGAAGGGUUGCUUGCAAGUGGGCCUGGGGGUGUUGGAUCCAGCUGUUCUUCAGUUGCUUGGCCUUAUCCUUGAGAGAUUCCUGCAGCGCCAGGCUGGAUGCACUGCCUGUCCUCCUGGGAGCUCAGCGUCUGGCGGUGGGCUCCCCAGAUUUGCACAGAAUCCACUUUGCCCCUUUGGCUGGUUUUGUGGCCAGGCCAAGGGAGUUCUCUGGGGGCCACAGAGACUUUUGGAUCUGCCUCACAUUUUUCCUGAGUGCCAAGUCAGCGGUUGCUCCUGUAAGGGCUCGGGGGCAGAUCUCCCCUUCCAGGUCUCUGGAGCCCUGCCUGAGCUGGGGGCUUCUCCCUGAGCCUGGGGAGGGGAAUGGCACCUGCAAACUCAUGCCUCCCUCCUCAGAGGCCCUGAUUCUUUUCUCUUCAACCCUGGGAGGAAAUUCUUCUCCAAGUCACACAGGCUGCUUUUCUGAAACGUGGAGGACUCUAAAUCUGAACCAAAGGCACAAAAGGGGUGAGCAGGAAGGAUGCAGCUGGAGGACUGCACCUUGCAAGUGUUGCCUUCUGGACACUAUUUGGACCUUGAACUUUCGCUGCUGGAGCAGAAAGAUGAGCUGGAAGGGUUCUAUGAAGAUAUCAGCAAAGGGAGGCGGCCGAUCCUGCUUCUGCGCACACAGCUCUCAGUUCGAGUGCACGCCAUCAUUGAGAAGCUGUACCGUUCCAAGGGUCCCGAGCUGAGGCGUUCUCUCUUCUCCCUCAAGCAGCUCUUCCAGGACGAUAAGGAUCUGGUGCCCGAGUUUGUGAACUCCGAAGGGCUGACAUGUCUCAUCACAGUGGGAGCUGAGGCGGACCAGAACUACCAGAACUACAUCCUGCGGGCUCUCAGCCAGAUCAUGCUCUUUGUGGACGGAAUGAUGGGGGUGAUCCAGCACCCGGAGGCUGUGCAGUGGCUCUACACCCUGACGGGCAGCUUGUACCGCCUCGUGGUGAAGACAGCCUUGAAGCUGCUCCUGGUCUUUGUGGAGUUCACGGAAUCCAACGCCCAGUUGCUGAUCCAGGCCGUUGUGACUGUGGAGCAGGCCAGAGGUGGGUUUCCGUGGUCUCGCCUCAUGGCCAUCCUGGAGCAGAAGAACGGGGCUGAUACGGAGCUCCAGGUGUUUGCAAUGACACUCAUCAACAAGACGUUGGCUGCCCUCCCUGACCAGGACUCCUUCUACGACGUGACAGAUUGCCUGGAGCAGCAGGGCAUGGAGCGGCUCAUCCAGCUGCACCUGGCCAGCAAGGGCACGGACCUGGACCUGAAGCAGCAGCUCACUGUCUAUGAGAAUGCCCUCAAGGAGGAGGAUGGGGUGGAGGAACCUCUGCCGGGCACCCGUGCCAAGGAGCGGAGGAAAGGGGACGAGGGCCGGCAGGGCGCCCGGCGCUCCUUCGUCUGUGCUGUGGCCCAGGAGGAGAGGGGAGGCACUCCUGCUGCAGAGGCUUUUCCCAGCCCUCCACAGGCUCUGGGGCCGGAGGACGCAAGCCGUGAGCAGCCGCCCAGCUCGAAGGGCACCUACAGCAGUGCCUCCCACGUGCAGCUCUCUGUGCCGCUGGCCCCUAUGGAAGGAGAGCAGCCGGCUGGCCUGGGUGAGAGGAGUGUCUUCAAACUUCGCGAAACUGCCUCUGCUUGGCGAGAGGAAGCCCCCCCGGUAUGUGGGGACAGGCCCAUUCUGAGGCGCUUUGAAGCCCGCUUCCUAGAAAACCUGGCUGCCUCUCAGAAGGAGAAGAUCUUUGCCAUCACCCAGGGACGAGCAGAGGUCCUUGCCGAAGCUGUUCCGAGUGCUGAGCAGGUUGCCCCAGGGAGAUGGAGUGAAGGACAGAAUGGGAGCGCCAAUGAGGAAGAGCUCAGCUCAGCAGGUGAUUUGGAUCGUGAAGAGACCAGUGAGAAAGUUCCACCCAAGGACGCCUGUCUAAGUCACCCACUCAACGCCUCUUGUAUCCUGGGCCCAGAUCCAGAGAGUGUCCCGUAUGGCAGCAGUGGGGAUCUUGGGAGCAGCAUUGCUUCUGAGAAGAAAAAGCUUAUGCUUGACAUGUUCUUUGCCCAUAAGAGCCCAUCAGGCACGGAGAGGAAGCUGCUUUUCCCAGCAGAGGUGUGCUUGGAAGAAACAGGGAAGAAGGCUAGGCAGGAAGAGCAAGGCCAGGAGAGAACAGGGCAACAGACUGACUUCUGGGCCCUCCCCUUGCGGAGCCAGUCCAGUUUUGAAGCUGAAGCCAGCCUGAAGAGUCUGGACAGGACCCAGGUGAUGGGGAGUCCGCUGGAGCUUGAUUCUAAACUUCUGAAGAUUAGAGAUCUUGACUUCUCAGACCUGGGUGAGGAGGAGGAUUUUGAUGUACAAGAAACAAAAGUGGCUGAGGUGGCCUCACCCCAUGUGGCUUUGAGAGCAGUUGAGGACUUGGCUCCUCCCCUGAUUCCUGGUUGCCCCACUCCUCCCCCCCCACCUCCUCCAGCUCCUCCUCCCCCAGUUGGUAUACCUGGUCCGCCUCCUCCCCCCCCAUUCAGCAGUCCCCUUCUUGGGGGAGAAGCCAGCUCCCCUGCAAAAAAAAAGACCAUCAAGCUCUUUUGGAGGGAGCUGAAAGACAUAGAUGGCUCUGCCAGAGAAAGUCGGUUUGGGCAGACCGCUCUGUGGGCAUCCCUGGAGAAGGUCGAGAUUGACCCUGCCAAGCUGGAACAUCUCUUUGAGUCCAAGGCAAAGGAGGUGCCAAGUUCUAAGAAAGCUGUGGAUGGAAGAAAGCUGAUUGUGGUCCUGGAUCCCAAGCGGAGCAAUGCCAUUAAUAUUGGCUUAACGGUGCUGCCUCCCACCCAUGUCAUCAAGAUGGCCAUUCUCAGCUUUGAUGAGUUUGCCAUUAACAAGGAAGGGAUUGAGAAAAUACUGACAAUGGUUCCAACAGAGGAAGAGAAGCAGAAGAUCCAGGAGGCACAACUGGCAAAUCCGAAUCUCCCUCUGGGGUCAGCUGAGCAGUUCCUCCUCACGCUCUCCUCGAUCACAGAGCUCACUGCUCGGCUCCAGUUGUGGGCAUUCAAGCUGGACUAUGAAGCCCUGGAGCAGGAAAUUGUAGAGCCUCUGUUUGACCUGAAGCUUGGGAUGGAGCAACUAGCCAAAAACCAGACUUUCAGGUGUAUUCUUGCCACCCUUCUAGCCAUGGGCAACUUCCUGAAUGGAUCCCAGAGUCGAGGGUUUGAGCUCAGCUACCUGGCCAAAGUGUCAGAGGUAAAAGACACAGUCCACCGGCAGAGCCUCUUACACCACCUGUGCCACUUUGUGGUGGUGACGUUCCCAGCCACCACAGACCUCUACUCAGAGAUUGCUGCCCUCACUCGCUGUGCAAAGGUUGAUUUCGAGGAGCUGGCAGAAAGUCUCCUGCAGCUGGAGCGGCGGUGCAAAGCUUCCUGGGAGAACCUGAAGGCCAUUGCAAAACAUGAUUGCAAGCCAGCUCUAAAGAACAAACUGAUGGAUUUUCUGCAGACCAGCAUGCAAAAGAUUGGUAUCCUCAAGGUUGUCCACCGGCGGGUGUUGAACAGGUUCCACUCCUUUCUCCUGUUCCUGGGCUACAACUUACACUCGGUGCAGAACAUGAAGGUUACCAGCUUCUGCCAGCUCCUGCGGGAGUUUGCCCUGGAGUACCACACGUGCCGAGAGCGCGUCCUGCAACAGCAGAAGAAGCGGGCAGUGUGUCGGGAGAGGAACAAGACACGGGGCAGGAUGAUUACUGAGAUGGAGAGGUUUGCUGCCAUCAGCAAGACGGAGGACAGCUCUGCCCCUGCCGUGCUCUCUGCCAGCCCAGAGCAAAAGGAUGAAGCUAGCCAUAAGGACAUGACCAGCUUGCUGGUCUCCCCAGCAGAAGCCCCUGGCCACCGCUCCCGGGCCAGCAGAGGUGUCGGGAAGCAGAGUCCCACCGGAGGGCCUGCCCCCCAGGAGGAAGCCACUGGCUCUUCCGAGGAUGCUUCUGAGGAGAUCAUGGACCGCCUGGUCAAGUCUGUGACCCAGAGCUCUCCUGCACGGUCAGGCACAGGGAAGGAGCGCAGGCGUUCACGGAUGAACAGGAAGUCCCUGAGGCGGACCCUGAAGAGUGGCCUGAGUGACGAGCUGGUGCAGGCCCUGGGCCUGGCGCAGGCGGCCGGUGUGGCUGUGUGACGACGCAGGAGGAGCCUCCUGAGGCCGCGUGCUGCGCCUGAGUGGGAGGGGCUCUUCCUUUCGGGAGGCUGCCUCCCUUUGCCCAGCAGGGCCCAGACGGCAGGUUCCCUGAAGACACCUCCUCCCUGCCGGGGUGAAGGCCAGAGCCCCGCUUGCCCGUCUCGCCUCAAGGAGGGCCGGUGAUGAGCAAGCCUGCUUUGGCCCGGGGGCAUUUGCGCAGAUGCUUCUGCUCAGGGCUGGAGAGCUGAUGACUCUUGUUCCACCAUCUUCCCAUGGGGUGAGCUGCUGUCCACCCGCCUGCGUCCUGCAGUGGGGAAGUUUUUCUGCCACCGCCACGUCUCACGCUGCCAGCAGCCACCUCCAAAGUCCCGGAAGGAGAAGGCUCUUUCUGCCCCAGCCCCGCUGCUGCUGCUGCCACCGCCGCCACCUCUCCAAAAGGGAGGCUCCCGCCCCAGGGGAGAGCCCCCACUCGCUCUGGAUGGUGAGCAGACUGGAAGCGUUGCGGUCGCCGAGGGCUCCUUGUCUGUUGCUGGAGUUCAGUUAGAAAUGUGAAGUAAAAGCUGUUAUGUGAGUCUGA